AUGGGGAAGAAACAGAAAAAGUCAGGCGAUGACAGUGCAACCGCCGAUGGCAUCGACCUGACGCCCCGAGCGAGCAAGAAAUCGAGGAGCAAAGAGGAGAAGAAGAAGGGACCCAGCAAGGCCACAGUGAAGGCCAUGCAGGAGGCUCUGGCUCACAUGAAGGAGGAAGAGGAGCGCGCCAAGAAGGAGGAAGAAGAGAACCUGCGUCGCCUGGAAGAGCAGGAGGCUCAGAGACUGGAGCAGGAGCGUCUGGAACAGGAGCGCAAGGAGAAGAAGAAACAGAAGGAGAAAGAGAGGAAGGAGAGGCUGAAGAAGGAGGGCAAACUGCUGACCAAAGCCCAGAAAGAGGCCCGGGCCAGGGCUGAGGCCACACUUGAACUCCUGAAGGCCCAGGGUAUUGAAGUGCCAUCCAAAGACGACUCGGUGCCAAAGAAGAAGCCAGUGUACGGAGACAAGAGGAAAAAGAAGCCCCAACAAGCACAGACCCCUGAAGAGAUCUCAGAGGUCAUGUCACCCACGUCGGAGACGGCAGAGCCAAUCAUCUCACCGAUGGCGGUGGAAACUCCUGAAGUAGCAGCAGAGGUAGAGCAGAAAGCUGAGUCUGCAGUUGAUGACUGGGAGGCUAUCGCUGAGACCAUCGAUCAGGACAAAGAGCUGAAGACGGUCCACAUUGAAGUGAAGCCAGAGACGCCAAAGCAGCCCCAACAGAAACCCURGUCACAGCCGGAGGAAGAGGAGGACGACGAGGAWGAGGACGAGGAGGAAGAGGAUGACGAAGAGGAGGAGAGUGAGGAGGAGGAAGAGGAGAAGGAGAGUCAGCCUCYCACACCGCAGCAGGCCCCAGCCACUAAGAGGAAGGGAGGGAAGGAGAGCUCAGCGUCCAGUAGUGACAGCGACUCCGAUGACGAUCGCACUAAAGAGGAGCGGAUCUACAACAAGGCCAAGAAGCGUAUUGAGAAACGGCGAGCAGAGAACAUAAAGAACAUAAACCUGGACAAGCUCCGCUCCCCCGUCGUCUGUGUACUGGGCCACGUAGACACAGGCAAGACCAAGAUCCUGGACAAGCUGAGGCAUACACACGUACAGGACGGAGAGGCAGGAGGGAUCACCCAACAGAUCGGAGCCACUAACGUACCGCUGGAGGCCAUCGUAGAGCAGACCAAGAUGGUGAAGAACUUCAACAACGAGGCCAUUAAAAUCCCAGGAAUGAUGCUGAUCAUCGACACCCCAGGCCACGAGUCUUUCAGUAACCUGAGGAACCGGGGCAGCUUCUGUGCUGACAUAGCCAUCCUGGUGGUGGACAUCAUGCACGUGGAGCCUAGACCCUGGACGUCAUCAACCAUGCUCAAGGAGAAGAAAGUGCCCUUCAUUGUAGCACUUAAACAAGAGUCUAUUGACCGUCUGUACGACUGGAAGAAGAGUCCGGCACAGACGUGGUGCACACUGAAGAAGCAGAAGAAGAACACAAGGGAGUUUGACGAGAGGCGCCAAAGCUGUCAUCGUGGAUUCGCCCAGCAGGGUCUGAACGCAGCCCUCUUCCAUGAGAACAAGGACCCUAGGACCUUUGUGUCUCUGGUGCCCACGUCGGCCCACUCCGGGGACGGGCAUGGGCAACCUGAUAGCUCUGCUGUGGAGCUCACCCAGACCAUGCUGGCACGACCUGCACACUGCGACGAGCUCAGGGCGCAGGUCAUGGAGGUGAAAGCCCUGCCUGGUAUGGGCACCACUAUAGACGUGAUCCUGAUCAACGGGGUUCUCCGGGAGGUGACCAUCAUCGUCCCGGGGGUGGAGGGACCCAUCGUCACCCAGAUCAGGGGGCUGCUGCCUCCACCCAUGAAGGAGCUCAGGGUCAAGAACCAGUAUGAGAAGCAUAAGGAGGUGUGUACGGCCCAGGGAGUGAAGAUCCUGGGGAAAGACCUGGAGAAGACCCUGGCAGGGCUCCCCCUGCUGGUGGCCCACAAGGAGGACGAGGUGGCCGUGCUCAGGGAUGAGCUGGUGCGGGAGCUGAAACAGACUCUGAACUCCAUCAAGAUGGAGGAGAAGGGUGUGUACGUCCAGGCCUCCACUCUCGGAUCCCUGGAAGCCUUGCUCGAGUUUCUACGAGUGUCCAAAGUGCCUUACGCUGGCAUCAACAUCGGUCCAGUCCACAAGAAGGACGUGAUGAAAGCUUCCACUAUGCUGGAGCAUGACCCACAGUAUGCAACGAUCCUGGCGUUUGAUGUGAAGGUGGAGAGGGACUCUCAGGAGAUGGCUGAUAGUCUGGGGGUCAGGGUGUUCAGCGCUGAGAUCAUCUACCACCUGUUUGAUGCCUUCACCAAGUACAGAGAGGACUACAAGAAGGCCAAGCAGGACGAGUUCAAACACAUUGCUGUGUUCCCCACUAAGCUGAAGAUCCUGCCUCAGUUCAUCUUCAACUCUAGAGACCCCAUAGUCAUGGGAGUCAACGUGGAGGCUGGGGUCCUCAGACAGGGAACCCCAAUCUGUGUGCCCAGCAAGGGGUUUGUGGACAUUGGCAUCGUGACCAGCAUUGAGAUCAACCACAAGAUGGUGGACAGUGCCAAGAAGGGCCAGGAGAUCUGUAUAAAGAUCGAACCGAUCCCCGGAGAGGCACCCAAGAUGUUCGGCCGACACUUUGAGGCCACCGACAUCCUCGUCAGCAAGAUCACCAGAGCGUCCAUCGAUGCCCUGAAGAACUGGUUCAGAGACGAGAUGGGCAAAUCUGACUGGCAGCUCAUCAUGGAGCUCAAGAAGACUUUUGAAAUCAUCUGAACAGAAGAACGGGCACACACCUUCAUGUCUUCAGACGGCCGCAGAACACUUACACACGAACACACACAUCACUGAUUAUGUGACACCUGAUCAAAGACACACACACACACACUUGUUCAUCACACCCACGUAUGCAUACAUCCAUAAAUGGUGGGAGCAGUGCAGUGUCCCACUUUCCCCCUCUCCCCCAUCGCCUCCCCUCUGGUGGGUGGGGGAGUGUAUUUUUAGAGGGGAAACAGUGUUUUUCUGUGAGAAACCAAACUAUUUCCCGCUGUUGUUAACAGUGACAGUUUAGACAGCAUCGACACACACACUAUUCCAACGUGCCUGUUGUUUGGAAUCAUCUUGAGUUUUGUUUUUCAUUUUGCCGCUCUCUCUCUCUCCACAUCCGUCUGCUGCUGGAGUCCUGCCCCCUAUAAUCACUCUGGUGUUCAGGCUGGGGCGAGUGGGAGUGAAGAAAGCUGGGUCAGGCGUCACCGGAACCACAGAUCUACUGAAUUCAGCAAACUGGGUUUGACAAGUUUCCGUGGGUGCCAUGUUGGCACCGGAAGUCGCAAGGAGAAUGACAUUCCACUGAGAAUGCAAAUGAGAACCUUGUUGUUAUGACACGUUGGUUGCCAACAUGGAGGCUAGUUUGCUGAACUCUUUAUAUCUAUCACAGAUCAAGGGGAGCUGUGCGCCAAAGGCCUGAGCCAAUUAGAAGAGGGGAGAGGGGAGGCAUUCUUACCAGACGUUUUAGACGUCUGAAUAAUACAACCUUGUCAGUGUUUUCUCUUUUCUUGAAUGCAGUUAUUUUAUGGUCCUUUUAAAAAGCCCCUCCCUCUCUGACAUCACCACCACUCAUCACCAGCCCCCCCUGUCAGUGCAGUUCGACUGGUGCCUACGGACGUUUUUUAUACCAAGAAUGAACUAGGUGACAAAAUAGGCGGUCCCUCUCCUCUCUACUUGAGUUCAAAAUGUAAAAGAUAAUAAAAAAUCUACAUCAAUAAAGACAUAUUUAUAGAAGUUGCAAACUCUGCCCCCUCUGCCUUGUUGUAUAUUUUGGAUAAUGGUAUGAAUGGAAUAUGCAUUGAAUUCAAUUAUUUGAAAAAUAAAUAUGAAGUGCUACUUC
This is a messenger RNA of Salvelinus sp. IW2-2015, 3880 nucleotides long. The record is from RefSeq and is a predicted model, not a curated record. NCBI's taxonomy places the organism in Eukaryota, Metazoa, Chordata, Actinopteri, Salmoniformes, Salmonidae.